UAUAAAUGGCAUUGACGUGAGUGCAGUAGCUUCUAAAAACAGACGUGACACCAGCAGCAAGAGAGAGAGGAGCAACACACCCGGACAAAAGCCGCAGAGGCCUAGUACUUUUGGGGCCUCAUGUUAUUUUCAUAACACAAUAUUUUUCUGACGUUAACCAACUCUUAUUUUUGUUGAGUCUGGGAGCGUGACGAACACCAUGGAGAAUUUGGAGAAGCAGCUCAUUUGUCCCAUAUGCCUAGAAAUGUUUACAAAGCCUGUAGUCAUCCUGCCCUGCCAGCACAACCUCUGCAGGAAAUGCGCCAACGACGUCUUCCAGGCCUCCAACCCGUACCUGCCGACCAGCCGGAGCGGCUCGUUGGCGUCCGGCGGCCGCUUCCGGUGUCCAUCCUGCAGGCACGAGGUGGUCCUGGACCGCCACGGCGUCUACGGGCUGCAGCGGAACCUGCUGGUGGAGAACAUCAUCGACAUGUUCAAGCAAGAAUCCAGCAGCAGCAGCGCGCCGGCGCCCGAGCGCAAGGAGGCGACGUCGCCCAUGUGCGACGUCCACAAAGACGAAAAGAUCAACAUCUACUGCGUGAGCCACAAUGUGCCCACGUGCUCCAUGUGCAAGGUGUUUGGUACGCACAAAGACUGUCAGGUGGAGCCCAUCAGCAGCAUCUACCAGACCAAGAAGACAGAGCUGAACGACGGCAUCGCCAUGAUGCUGGGCAACAACGACAGGUUGCAAGGCAUCAUCAGUCAACUGGAGGAGGCCUGUCGCGCCGUCGAGGAGAACAGUCGACGUCAGAAGAACCUGGUGUGCGAGAAGUUCGACCAGCUGUACACCAUCCUGGAGGACAAGAAGCGCGACAUGAGUCUCAAGGUGACGGCCGAGCAGGAGGAGAAGGACAGCUACAUCAGGGGCCUGACCAGGAAGUACGGAGAUCACCUGGAGGAGAGCUGCAAGAUCGUGGAGAAGGGAUUGGAGAUCAUGGAGGAGCAAGAGAUGGCCGUCUUCCUGCAGAACACAAAACCUCUCCUCAAACAACUAGCAGAAGCAUGUAGCACAUCCCACCUGGAGAAAGUAGAGCGAGGCUACGAGGACAUGGAUCACUUCACCGCCGACUUCCGGCAGGAGCGCAAGGUGUUGGGCAGCAUCGACUUCCUCCAAGACGACGAAGAUGACGAGGAGGAGGAUGAGGAUGAAGCGGCGGGGGUGGCGCAAGUAGAGGCGGCGGCGCCUGCAACCGCCGCGCCUAGCACGGCCGCCGGCUCUUCCGCGCCGCUGCUUGCAGCCGCGAGCCCGCAGACAAAUCCCGUUCCCGCCGCAGCCAAGAGCGCGGCGUCCACCUAGAGUCAGUCAGGAUACUUUUGGGGCAAAAGUGACAAAGAGCUCCAUCAUUCUUCUGUUGUUCUGGGCUUGCUGGGCCAGCUGCUCCGCCUUGGACAUCUCCAUCAUCUCCCGCAGCAGGUGGAAGGUGAGGUCCAGGGAUAUGGGCGGGUCCUCGGACCGGCGUCCCCGCUCCACCGAGUCCCCCUCGUCGCCAUUCUUGAAGCCGCCUCGAACGUUGCCCACUUUGCCUUGCAAAAUCCGCCGAGUCAACUGGAGCUGCAGCGCCCGGUUCAAGAGCCCACCGGCUCCCAGGGGGUACAUGGACGAAGGGGGGAAAUAGUUUGAGUCGCCGUUGCCCAGCCGGAUGAAGUACUCCUCCCCGAGGCGUUCCAGGAUGGGACCCGAGGGCGACCUGUGUUGCUGUUGUUGCUGCUCCAAUUGCUGGACGUUCGGGCUUUGCGCAGCCGGGAGGCGCGGGGCUCCAGCGGGGCUCUCAAUAGCCCGACAUUCGCGGCGCGGGAGGAAGGCAACGAGCAGAAUCACGGUGGUAGCAAGUAAAUUGAGCUUCAUGUCAGGACGUGGACACAAAAAUCUGCAGGGAAAAGGGGAACAAAGUCGUUUCGGUUGCUGCGUCAUGCGCAUUUACGCACCGUUUUACGCAUCGCUUUUUCGGGAAACUUGUUGCAGUUAAUUCAUCGAAGUGUUCAUCUUGUGUCAUUUCAAAUACACUAAUGAUUUUAAACAAGGCUCAUUUCUCGGCAUACCUUCACUGUGUAGAGGAGACCCAAUGCGGUGGUUGGUUGUUGGUUGCCGCGUAUGCUUGGCGCGAUGCCCCGCCGUCCUCCUUUUUCCCCCCCACGAAUACAGUUGUGUGGUGACAGUGGUGGUUACUUUAAAGUGAGAAAGAUGUGUUGAGUGGACUUGUAUAUAUAGUGCGCGUCUCGCUAAACGUGUCGAGGCGCAUUGAGUCUGCGCGGUUCUCGCCGUGGCUGCAUCGUCAAUGGACGCCCCUUCCCCUCUCCCCCUCCAUCCCGCUCACCA
Messenger RNA from Phycodurus eques (leafy seadragon), 2356 nucleotides. It is a transcript of the gene trim55b, whose product is annotated as tripartite motif containing 55b. The coding region runs from base 200 to 1336 and encodes 378 amino acids. NCBI's taxonomy places the organism in Eukaryota, Metazoa, Chordata, Actinopteri, Syngnathiformes, Syngnathidae. Gene Ontology annotation, molecular function: zinc ion binding. The transcript is spliced from 9 exons. The record is from RefSeq and is a predicted model, not a curated record.